Messenger RNA from Nematostella vectensis (starlet sea anemone), 1001 nucleotides. RefSeq names its product EF-hand domain-containing protein D2. The transcript is spliced from 3 exons. The record is from RefSeq and is a predicted model, not a curated record. Gene Ontology annotation, molecular function: calcium ion binding. NCBI's taxonomy places the organism in Eukaryota, Metazoa, Cnidaria, Anthozoa, Actiniaria, Edwardsiidae. The coding region runs from base 94 to 675 and encodes 193 amino acids.
AGGAACACGCGAAGGAGUUCGAUCUUUCGUUCAAAGGGGCAAGACGUGCGAAGGAGGAUCCAACGUUUUGAGGAAUUUACCUGCGUUUAUAACAUGUCUGAAACCGACGAACUUGCCAGCAAGCUCGCAAGGAGAACCGCCAUUAAUGAGGGCGAAGAAAAGCCUCGAUUCAAGAUUCAAGUCUUCAAUCCCUAUACCGAGUUCAAAGAAUUUAGUCGCAAGCAAAUAAAGGAAUUCGAAAAGAUGUUCAAGAAAUAUGAUGUAGAUAAUAACACAUUUUUGGAUCUAAUGGAGAUGAAGCAGAUGAUGGAAAAGUUGGGUUGUCCACAGACCCAUAUUGGCCUAAAGGGCAUGAUCAAGGAAGUGGACGAAGACAAUGAUGGUCGAGUGAGCUUUAGAGAGUUUCUUCUGAUUUUUCGCAAGUCAGCAGCCGGUGAGCUUGUUGAGGGUUCUGGCUUGGCGGAACUUGCCCGUCUUGCGGAGAUUGAUGUUGACGAGGUUGGUGUAGGAGGUGCCGCUACCUUCUUUGAAGCGAAAAUCAAACAGGCUCAAGCUUCGUCUCAGUAUGAAUUGGAAAUCCUGCAAGAACAGGAAGAGAGAAAGAAAGAGGCAGAACUUGCAAAGCAGCGCAAGGAGCAAUUCAAAGCAAAGAAAGCCGCCUUUGCAGCUUCUUGAAUAUCUAAUAGAUAUUCAGAAUUAGAAAUUAAUCAAUGAUUUGUUUGCGUCAAGGUUUAUAUAUAACCUAAUGCUUUUAGAUUUCUGUGAACAAAUGUUUUGUGAAAUAGUAGGUUCUAAAGGCAUAAUUGCAUCAACAAACUUCGCACUUUAUAUGCUAGAGUAUGAGUAUUCAAACUUUUUAGGCAGUAUAUUUUCGUACUUUUACUAUCCUUCAAAAACAGGCGAAGCAGAUGUUCAGAGUGAAUUCAUGAACAGGUCCAAUGAUACCAUCAGGUGACGUCUGUAAGUGUGGGCUUGCUUGCAAUAAAGAUUACACAUUUUUA